GCGCACCAGAAGCUCGACUGGGCCGCGGGACACCGCCGCCGCUGCGGGGCAGCUCAGUCGGACACAGAGAUCCCAGACCAUGGGUUCCUUUUCCCAGAAUAUGAAAUUGUAAUUGAACCCGAGGAAACUGAGUCCUCUGAUAGUGAAGUGGAACCUGAUGGCAACAAGGCAAAACCUGAUGACAGUCCCACAGAUGGAGAUUCACAGAAGGAUCCCAAGAAACAUGAAUUGGAAGCUGCAGGUGGUAUCGGUGAAGUGUUUGAGCCACUAGAUGAAGAACAAUUGGAGGCAAUGGCAAAACAUGAGACUCUAGAAGAUAAGAUCUUCCAAAAGUUCAAGAAUCGAAUAGCUGCUGAGCCAGAGCAGAUUAUCAGAUACUGCAGAGGAGGAGGAGGUGGCCCUAUCUGGGUGUCAGGUGAAAAUAUUCCUGAAGCAAAAGAUAUCCCAAACUGUUCUUGUGGUGCCAAGAGGAUAUUUGAAUUCCAGGUUAUGCCACAGCUGCUGAACUACCUGAAGGUUGACAGCUUAGAAGAAAGCAUUGACUGGGGCACGUUAGUAGUUUAUACCUGUGCUGAAAACUGUAACCAAGGAGGCGGGUAUAUUGAGGAGUUCGUAUGGAAGCAGGAUUUCACUGCAGACUCUGUUUAACUUUGACAAAGAAAUUGACUUUGUAUUCUCCAAGUUCAGGGUGGCUGCUUUAGUCUCUGAACUAGGCUUUCAUACUUCAGUGCACAUGUGUACACAUUUGCAAAAAUGCAACUGAACUAGCCAAUUGUUCUAUAUGACCCUGGGCAUUCAUCUAUUGCAAUUAAAUGGCAACUCUGUUAAAGAUGGCCUGGAGGAACUAAAGUGGAUCUUGUCAACUUCUUUCCACCCUCUGUGUAUUGUAUUGUACAGUUCACUUCAGCAUGCACAAGUGAAACCAAACAGUUCCGUUUCAGACUACAGCUUGUUAAUCUCACAAUACAAUUCUCUUAGCAGAAUACUGGAUGUAUCUAUAAAUAUUUAUUUGAAAUUAAAAAUUAACAUUUCUAUUACUUGUA
Molecule: messenger RNA, 1043 nt
Organism: Alligator sinensis (Chinese alligator)
Lineage: Eukaryota; Metazoa; Chordata; Crocodylia; Alligatoridae
Gene: PDCD2
Product: programmed cell death 2
Exons: 5
Cellular component (GO): cytoplasm; nucleus
Source: RefSeq, a predicted model, not a curated record